Molecule: messenger RNA, 3489 nt
Organism: Malassezia restricta
Lineage: Eukaryota; Fungi; Basidiomycota; Malasseziomycetes; Malasseziales; Malasseziaceae
Product: serine/threonine-protein phosphatase 4 regulatory subunit 1
Exons: 2
Coding region: 1-3489 (1162 amino acids)
Biological process (GO): protein dephosphorylation
Molecular function (GO): protein phosphatase regulator activity
Source: RefSeq, a predicted model, not a curated record
AUGCGUGGUGAGAGCGCAUCGGUCCCCAUACCGAUCGUGACCCUCGAACAUAAAUCGCAGGAAGCUUCACCUGGUGAUGAUACCUUAAACGUCCCUCGUAUACCACCAUACUCCCCGAGCAGGUCGUUUCCCAUUCCGAUUAGACGCGUGCAAUCUUUUGACGCCUCGUCAAGAGGGAGUAAAACGGUUUCACCGACAUUGUCGGAUGACUCAUUUUCACCAUCUUCUCCGUCUUCCCCGUUUCGCGAAAAUAAGUCUCGAAAUGAGCGAGGAAAGCAUCAGAGUCGUGUGGCAUCGGUGCCGAAUCUACGCGCCAUGCGGCGCAGACUGAGUCACGGCAGUUAUUUCCAUGCUCCAUCGCGUGCUAAUUCCACAUCUCCGCCAACCGGUCAAUCCUUUCGAUCUUUUGUGCCAAGCCUUUGGCCAGAUGGUCAAUUUAGAGCCUCGUGCAAUGCACGUAUAGCAUCGCCUCUGUCUGACCCGACUGACCAAUGUGGGACCAACGAGAAUGCCAAUCUAUUGCCUCCCAUCACAGGUCCCAACGUAAUUGAUUCUGUAUGGCUCACAAAGCAGCCGGAUGCGGACGCGCAUACCCCUGAAUAUUCUGAAGAACUAGAACGCCUGGGUCCGUCUUUUCCAACUUCACCUGUGUUACAGAGUGAUUUGAAUCCAUCACCGGAAGAAAUGUUAAAUCUCGGGUUCCCACGCCUAUCGUCUCUUUCAUUACAAAGCUCAUCCCCUCCUCCGGUGUUGGAAUCCCCUAUCUCUCCUCGUGUCAUGUCGGAUAGUCCACCCAAGACGCGCAGUAACAUCGCCUUGCCUCCUCGUUCUGGUUAUUCGAUAAGUGAUGAUUCAGACAGUGUUCGGUCUGAAAGUGAGUCUCAAGGCUCCGGGAAAAGCAGUACUGAUUCUAGCUCUGAAAACGAGGGAGAUGGUGCUGUUAUUGACGAUGACGAUGGCGUGGAUGAUGUGGAUGCCUCAGAAGAGCGUGUUCGAAAAUGGCAAAUGUCACGCUCGCUGGAGCAAUUACGCUGCGAUGAUAAUAAUUUGAGACCAGUGUUCCCAAGUAGUGUGUCUGGCGAGGACGAUACCAGCAAUGAUGCUGAUGCCGAGGACGAGCGUGAAGAGCGUGUUUUGCAAGACUUUUCUCUUGUCUCCCCACAAGUAACGGAAGAGGAUGCAAUAGAUGUAUCAUCUGAGCAAGAAGAUGCGUCUGACUCUAUGGAUGAUGGUCUCAAUUAUCUCGAGCGCAUCUUCCUAUUUGCCAAAAGUGACUUGGCGUACCACCGAGUGCUCGUGUCUCGAUGCCUGGCGGACUGGAUCAAAGAUGUUGACUUGACCGAGGCGGUGGAAUAUGUGAUUCCAUUGCUCAAUGGACUUGCCACGGAUGAACUUGAGGUUAGUGCUGUGUUUGCUCCGGAAUUAGGUCGAUUGAUGUGGUUUUUCUUCCGAAACUGCCCGCUUCAGGAGCUUUCUGACUUGGAACCUGAUUGUCGUACGGACGAUACAGAUGAUGAGAUCAUGCCACGACCGCGCAUAUCUCUUAGCACAUUCACACCACUUUUAUGUUCCCUUUUGCUGAAUCCCAAUACGGCCGUGUCUGGCGCUACUCAAGCAUCCAUUGUGGAGUACUUUUUGCGCAGCAAGCAUUUUGAUGAGGCUAUCUGUUCUGAACAGCGGCAAGGACGAGAAGACUAUGAGGGCUUUGAUGAUAUUCUUCACGCGGACCUUGUUGAGAUGGGCACAGCCCGUGAUGACAAAUUAGUGCCGAUGGCGCCGUAUAAUUUCGACGAAAAAGCACGCAGUGCAGUUUUAAAUGAACUUUUUGAACAUGUGGCUAUUGCUAUUGCUUGUAUGGAGGAAAACUCUGUUGAAACAGCAUCAUCACAAAAUGAUCGCAUGACCUUCGAUGAAGAACCUGCUUUAGGUCGCAUGAUGUCGGUCAAUCUGUUAGCUGCCAUUACCAUGGAGGGGGGAUUUUCUCGCAAAUUACUUAUUGACCGUGUUGUGCCUGAAAUCACAAGUUGGCCUCAAGACCCAGCUUUUUUCGUUCGCAAGGAGGUUGCAGCUGCCAUCGGUAUUAUGGGCAAAGCAUUACUUUCUGAUGCGCCGGAUGAACUAAGUUUGUCUGAAUCCAGUGCACCUGCUCGAUUGUUUGAAGCUCUUAAUCGGGUUCUGCUUGACCAUAUUUGGCAAGUCCGCCAAGCUGCAUGUUAUUCACUUCCCGGAGUGUUUGCCAUACAACCCCGAAAUAAUGCAAGGCGUGAGAACCUCUUGUUAAUUAUGCGUGCACUAAAGCAGGACGUCUCCCCUAAUGUGCAACUUGCCGCAUUUGAGAUGAUUGGUGAAAUUAUCUACUUAUUCCAUGACGAUGAAAAUGGAGUACCUGAUGAACUUGUGCGCCUAUUUAUGGGCAAGCCUAUGGAUGCGCAUGAUGAAGGUAACGACGUCAAUGAGUUUCUCACGAAUUCCGACUAUGCACUUAUUGUGGCAUUUAAUUUCCCUGCCGUGGUUCUUACACUGGGCCCAGAACAGUGGUCUAGGCUCCGUGAGUUGUAUAAACGCCUCACAACACAUGCACACGACAAUGUGCGAAACUCGCUCGCUGCAUCCUUGCACCAAAUGGCCAAGAUUAUUGGACCCAAGGCUACAUGUCAAGACUUGAUACCUGUAUCUGAUCAAUUUUUCCGUGAUACUUGUGUCGAUGUUACAGCAACUAUGCUUGAACAUAUGGAUGAGUUUUGGCUCAUGCUUCCAGUGGAAGCUGCUCGUGAACAACUGCUUCGUGUUCCAGCCUUGUGGCUCACUAACUAUGCCCACGAAUGGAGGUUGCGACAAAGCAUUGCAGCUCAUAUCCCGGCGCUUAUUCCUACCAUGCUUCUGGAUGAUGAGGAUGGCUGUCUUAUCACACUUUCACUAUUGGCUUUGAAUGAUCCAGUCAACGCGCUUCGCAACAUUGGCAUUCAAUGUGUGCCGAUAACAUACCGCACUUUUCGAGAACAUGAUGAGACUAUUGCUGAUGGAUUCCUGUCAAUGUUGUGUGAUAUGGCGCAUGCUUCUACCAGUCGUCAACGCACUACUUUCCUUAAUAUUGUACAAUCGCUUUUGGGACAUGAUCUUGGCCGUGAAAGGUUCGAACGCUUGAUUCUUCCUUGCUUAUUGGAACUUGUUGCAGACGGCGUGUCGGAUGUAAAUAUCGCCUUGGCUCGCACAGUACAACAGGUUUGGCUUCUUGGAUGGUACAAUAAUGAAACCAUUCCCGAAGCUCUUCGACAAGUGGUGGCAACUUUGUUGAUCGCUCCGACUCUGACUGUACAGGAGUUUAUGCAGAAUCUUGACCCUCCAAUCCUAACUCAUGAUAUGCAGCCGAUGCCUUUAAAUAAAAGGCAUUCACUGGUAUUUGGUCCAGCACCACCAACACUUGAUAACACCAUCAUACCCAUGCCUCACUCUGAUGAGAGUGAGCAUUCAUCGGAAGUGUUGUCGUAG